UUUGACUGCUCCGAGUGUGGCAAGAGCUUCACCCGCUAUGACCACCUGCAGCAGCACAACCGCGUGCACUCCGACGAGAGGCCCUUCAACUGCUUGGAAUGCGGCAAGAGCUUCACCCACUACAGCAACCUGCUGCGGCACAACCGCAUGCACUUCAGCGAGAGGCCCUUCACCUGCUCCGAUUGCAGCAAGAGCUUCAAGAUGGCAAAACACCUGAAGGUGCACCGGCGGGUGCACACGGGCGAGAAGCCCUCUGGGUGCUCCACCUGUGGUAAGAGGUUUGCCCAGUUGUCAGAGCUGCAGAAGCACCGGCGGCUGCACAGCAGUGAGCAGCCCUUCACCUGCUCCGACUGCGGCAAAAGCUUCAAGUCGUCGCCGGACCUGAAGAGACCCAUGUGCCUGCACACUGGGGAACGACCCUACACCUGCAACGACUGCGGCAAGGGCUUCACCCAUUCCAGCUACCUGCUGGUGCACCAGCGCACCCACGCCGGCGAGCGUCCGUACACCUGCGCCCAUUGCGGCGAUGGUUUCGCCCAGUCCAGUCACCUGCUGGUUCACCAGCGAACCCACACCGGCGAGCGCCCUUUCACGUGCGCUCAGUGCGGCAAGAGCUUCACCCGCUCCAGCACCCUGCUGGUGCACCAGCGCACUCACACUGGCGAGCGUCCCUAUACCUGUGCCCAGUGC
Molecule: messenger RNA, 690 nt
Organism: Amblyraja radiata (thorny skate)
Lineage: Eukaryota; Metazoa; Chordata; Chondrichthyes; Rajiformes; Rajidae
Product: zinc finger protein 239-like
Exons: 1
Biological process (GO): regulation of transcription by RNA polymerase II
Cellular component (GO): PcG protein complex; transcription regulator complex; chromatin
Molecular function (GO): DNA-binding transcription factor activity, RNA polymerase II-specific; RNA polymerase II cis-regulatory region sequence-specific DNA binding
Source: RefSeq, a predicted model, not a curated record